Messenger RNA from Vigna radiata var. radiata (mung bean), 2598 nucleotides. Its product is annotated as PH, RCC1 and FYVE domains-containing protein 1. Bases 936 to 2396 code for a protein of 486 amino acids. NCBI's taxonomy places the organism in Eukaryota, Viridiplantae, Streptophyta, Magnoliopsida, Fabales, Fabaceae. The record is from RefSeq and is a predicted model, not a curated record. The transcript is spliced from 6 exons.
UCACAACAAAAAUGAAAAGAAGAGAAGCACUGCCAUGAAAUUCCUCAAUUUCUUUUUCUCUCUCCAAUGUUUCCCACACACUCACAAAACCAAACAUUCAUUCAACACACUGAAAGCCUAAGCUACCUAGGCUCAGCAUCUAGGAAAUAAAUAGCAGUGAAAAUAAUCCCCAUAUGCAAAACCCUAACUAACCUUUUUCUCCUUUUCACCAAACCAAUCAAUCACUACCCUCCAUUCCCCUCUUCACUUAUUCCCUCCCAAGCACGCUCCUUUUUCUAUAUUUCUCAAAAAGUUACUUCCUUUCGCCUUUUUUUCUCUUCUGGGCACGCCUUCUUCACCACUUGCUUUCUUUUCCUAUUAGCUUCAAUCCACCUUCUUCCCUUCUGAUCUCAAACACCCACCUUUUUCUUUCUCAGUUUGUUUUCACCGUUUACGUGCUACGUCCGUUAGAUCAGUGUUUGCUGAUUUAAAUUUGAUCUAAUUGGUGUUUGGUUGGUUGCAGAAGUUCGUUCGUAUUUCUUCACAAUUGUAGUUUUUGUGUGUACGUGUGUGUGGGUGUUUUCUUUUUUCUGUGUUGGAUGUGACUUUGCAUGUCAAGAAGGUCCAUUUUGAUCUUCGAUUUUGCACGGUGAUUUUUGUGGGGGGUGUGACUAGUUCUCUUCUGAUGUUUUAUUUCCAACCGUUGUUUCAAUCAUCACCUUCUAAUUAUCCAUCCUCUAGACCUCUUUUCUCUUUCUCAAUUUCCCAUGUUUUUCUCCGCUCUGACGUGUUCUUCAUAUGCUGCUUCAAUUGCCUGAGAUUUCGUCUCAAAAUUUGAUGUGUGAUCCAGAGGGGAGUUGCUGGUUGUUGUCACUGCGAAUCUUUCUGCCGGUUCUUUGAAUCACAUCUAGUUAUCUUUGGUGAGGAGUAAGAAAGAGAAAGAGCGAAUUUUGAGAAUGGGAGACCGUUGUAGACAUUUUUCCAUUGAGGAAUUACCAUCACAUUUGGUUUUAGAAAUUCUGUGCUCGGGUAGGCUCAGUGCAAUGGACCUUGUUUGCUUAGAAUUGACUUCCAAAACUUUUGGUGGUAGCCAUGGCCUGUACCCUUUUUUCAAGUUUAAGUCCUUGAUUGACUUUGCUGCAUUUCAAUUGUGUGCUUCCCAUGUUACCUAUGCUAGGAUGGGUUUGAUUUCUCAGAGGGAGUUGUAUGAUAGAUGUGGAGGAAAUUGGAAGCGAGUUUUGAGGUUCUUGCAGUCCGUGGAACAAUCCUCUCAGAUGGUCGAGACAUCAUCAGGCAAUAUGCAAAUAACAACGGGAAAGUAUCACACCUUGUUGAUCAGCAAUUCUUCUGUCUAUUCCUGUGGUUCUGGUUUAUGCGGAGUACUUGGUCAAGGUCCUGAAACAACACAGUGUGUAGCAUUUACCCGGAUUGAUUUCCCACCUUUGGCACGUGUGGCUCACGUUUCAGCCUCUUUUAAUCAUGCAGCUUUUGUCUUGCAAUCUGGAGAGGUAUUCACAUGCGGAGAUAAUUCAUCUUCUUGCUGUGGGCACAGAGAUACUAGCCGACCAAUCUUCAGGCCACGACUUGUUGAAUCCCUUAAGGGUAUUCCUUGCAAACAGGUUGCGGCGGGGCUUAACUUCACGGUCUUUCUCACCAAACAAGGUCAUGUUUAUACAUGUGGAACCAACACACAUGGCCAGCUUGGUCAUGGUGACACCCAGGACAGGCCAACCCCCAAAAUGAUUGAAGUACUUGGAUCUGUUGUUCAGAUUGCUGCAGGACCAAGCUAUAUCUUAUCCGUAACAGAAAAUGGAACAUUAUACUCCUUUGGGUCAGGUGCAAAUUUCUGUCUUGGCCAUGGUGAGCAACACAAUGAGUUUCAGCCACGUGCUGUACAGAAAUUCAGACGGAAAGGUAUUCAUAUUGUCCGUGUAUCUGCUGGGGACGAGCAUGCAGUGGCCCUUGACUCAAAUGGAUUUGUAUAUACAUGGGGCAAGGGAUACUGUGGUGCUUUAGGCCAUGGCGAUGAGAUUGAGAAGACAACUCCAGAGAUGUUGACUAGUCUUAAGAAUCAACUGGCUGUUCAGGUCUGUGCAAGGAAGAGGAAAACAUUUGUGCUAGUUGAUUCUGGUUCAGUCUAUGGCUUUGGCUCCAUGGGAUUUGGCAGCCUCGGAUUCCUGGAUAGAAGGGUAUUAGAUAAAGUAUUGAAACCUCGGAUCUUAGAUACCUUGAAAUCUCACCAUGUUUCUCAAAUUAGCACUGGCUUGUACCACACUGUUGUGAUCACUAGCAGGGGAAAGAUAUUUGGCUUUGGAGAUAAUGAAAGAGCACAACUUGGUCACGACACACUAAGAAGCUGCCUUGAGCCAACUCAAAUUUUCAAUAGAGACACAUCUGAAGAUGUAGAAAGCAUGUGAGGUUCCUAAUGAAAUCACCUCUUUUUAUGUGUGGUUCUGAUACAUCAGAUACCUGACUUCUCUAGUGUCAUGUUCAUCACUACUGUUAUACUGUUCUAUGUUGUAUUAUGUUAUAGUUUUUUAAAAUAAUAAUAAUAAAUGACACAACAUUGUAAUCAUUUUUCAUAACCCCAAAAGGGCGUGAAUUUGUUUUGCUAGACAA